Messenger RNA from Populus trichocarpa (black cottonwood), 1050 nucleotides. Its product is annotated as CASP-like protein 2B1. The record is from RefSeq and is a predicted model, not a curated record. Lineage: Eukaryota; Viridiplantae; Streptophyta; Magnoliopsida; Malpighiales; Salicaceae. The coding region runs from base 285 to 893 and encodes 202 amino acids. The transcript has 3 exons.
UAAUCUACAAUCUAUAGCUAUCAAUAUUUAUGGAAGCUUGAUCAUCAUAUAUUUUUUCAAAACAAACCAAUGAUUUUUUUUUUUUUUUUUCAAGAUAGGAAACAUGCACAGCAUUGUUGUUGAGGGGAUGCUGCCUAUUUAAGGUAGUGGAGCUUUUUACUUGUGAGAUAGUGCCUUGUGUGUGGUGAGUUGAGCCUGGGGGCCUAGAGUUACAUACAGAAAGUUGCAUACUAUCUCUUAGGUUGUCUCUAGUUAACUCUUCUUCUUCUUUGAGAAAGAUAAGGAUGAGUUAUUUAGGUGUUGGUGUUAGUCCUGGGAAUGUACCGGUGUAUCAUGGCACUAACUCGAAGGUUAUUGAUAGGAGAGUGAGGCUAGCAGAGUUGGUUUUGAGGUGUGUGAUCUGUUGUUUAGGAGUUCUUGCUGCUGUUCUUGUUGGUACAGAUACUCAAGUUAAAGAAAUCUUUUCAAUUCAAAAGAAAGCAAGAUUCACUGACAUGAAAGCUCUUGUCUUUUUGGUGGCAGCUAAUGGGAUAGCAGCAGCCUACUCAUUGGUUCAAGGGGUGCGCUGUGUUGUGGGCAUGGUUAAAGGAAGUGUUCUGUUUAGCAAACCCUUGGCUUGGGUUAUUUUCUCUGGUGAUCAGAUGAUGGCGUACCUGACUAUGUCUGCAGUGGCAGCUGCUGCACAAUCGUCAGUGUUUGCAAAGUUGGGACAGCCCGAUCUCCAAUGGAUGAAGAUAUGCACCAUGUACGGAAAAUUCUGUAACCAGGUUGGUGAAGGAAUAGCAAGCGCGCUGUUGGUCAGUGUUAGCAUGGUUGUCUUGUCUUGUAUCUCCGCCUUCAGCCUCUUCCGCUUGUACGGUGGCAACAAGGGCAAGGAUGGGGCAAGGUGGUAGCUUCUCAGAGAUACCGUUUAUAGUCAUUGCACCACCAGAAAGUUCUAUAAUAUGGUGGCCUUUUGUUAGAUAUGAGAUGAUGGUGAAAAAAAGAGUGCAUGCUUUAAUUUGUGACUUCAAUGCUGACAAUAAAUGAAUGCUGUGUGUUCUGUGGAUA